AUGAAAGGUAGGAACGCAGCAAAAGUGGAGCCGGUGUCCUGGGAAGAGCGCAUCAUGAAGAACUGCCAACAGAUAUACAUGGAUACAGACAACGGAUUAAUAGCAAUAGCUCAGUCUGUUGGCAUGACUCUGGUGCCUCCCAGGAAGAAGAUCACCGUGAUGUUGAUUGGGAACCACUCAGCUGGAAAACGAUCCUUCGUCAACUGGUAUAUAGAGGACCAAAUCCUCUUCAAGGCGCAGGCCUUCACUUUUGUGACUAGUGGGUGUGAGAGAAAGUCUCUUACGAGCAAUGAAACCUUCCAGAUGUAUCCACACUUUAAGCCACUUCAGGAGGUUAAAGGUGUGUCUGAAUACGUUGGCACUGAGAUCUGCACUUCUCAGCAGAAGCAUUUCAGUUUGGUGACUUUUGUGAACACUCCAGGACUGGUGGAUGGAGAUACGAAGUAUCCCUUUGAUGUGGACCAGGCCAUCCUUCAGCUAGGUGAUGUGUGCGAUUUGAUCCUGGUCUUCUUCGACCCCAUGGGACAGGCUCUGUGCAAACGCACACUUAACAUCGUGGAGCAACUCAACGAAAAGCAGGGAGAUCGACUCCGCUUUUACCUCAGCAAAGCUGACGAAGCUGGAGGAGAGUCAGACAGACAGAGAGUGAUGAUGCAGAUUGUGCAGGAGUUGUGUAAACAUCCAGGACUUAACAAGUGUGGCUUUGACAUGCCUACAAUCUACAUCCCCAAUCCCAACAAGCCUAGUCUAUGUGUCAAUCAGAUUGAGGAGGUGUGUCACACCAUACAGGAGACCAUCAAACAGACUGUACAGAACACACAGAACACGCUGAUGAAGGACUGUGAUCUCGUCUGUGAGGCUGUUACUGACACGCUCAGCAAUGACCAGCAGUAUUUUCAGGAGAAAAGGAAAGCCUGGCGUUUGAGCUGCUCCCUGGGCCUGCUGGGCUUCAGCAUACAGAUGCUCUUUAUUUUGAUGCUGGGAAUCCUUUACAGGGACCUGCUGGAACAGGCACUGGGUAUUUAUGGUGUAGAGACACUGUUGAUCUAUCUGGCUCCAGUGAUGAUGGUGCUUGAUUUGAUGCCAGUGCAAUUUCAGCUCAUUACUUGUGGUUUUUUGAUGGAACUCUCUGUAAUUCUCAACAUCCUUGCUUUCCUCCUUUUUCAAACUAAGCCGACUCUCUCCAGAAAACAAAAGAGAGAGUUGCAGGAAAAACUGGAAUAUGUGCAGCAGGUCGUGAAAACUAAAAAGGAACUAACUCCAGGGUUUGGAGUUCUACCUCCACCACCAUCAACUCUUUCUCUGGCUCCUGGUGUAGGCCCACUAGUUUCCCCGCCCUCUCCUGCACCAAAGCCUGAAAAAGUUAAGAGAAGAAAGUUCCAGCCGCAGCCCAACUUGGAUGAUGAGCCUCAGUUAGAGGUGAGGCAUGAGGCACAAACAGCCAGAGAUGGGGGACUCGACACAUAG
This is a messenger RNA of Tachysurus vachellii, 1467 nucleotides long. RefSeq lists its product as uncharacterized. Gene Ontology annotation, molecular function: GTP binding. Lineage: Eukaryota; Metazoa; Chordata; Actinopteri; Siluriformes; Bagridae. The transcript has 14 exons. The coding region runs from base 1 to 1467 and encodes 488 amino acids. The record is from RefSeq and is a predicted model, not a curated record.